Molecule: messenger RNA, 2937 nt
Organism: Drosophila bipectinata
Lineage: Eukaryota; Metazoa; Arthropoda; Insecta; Diptera; Drosophilidae
Gene: egh
Product: beta-1,4-mannosyltransferase egh
Cellular component (GO): cytoplasm
Molecular function (GO): beta-1,4-mannosyltransferase activity
Source: RefSeq, a predicted model, not a curated record
GAACAAAAUUGAGCGCCAACUGGCCACAUUGCGGGGCAGCAGCGGUUAAAAUAUUAAUCAGAAAAAGUCGACAAAAACGUUGUAACGGUCAAUCGCUUGGGGCUGAUUCUGCAUUCUAAGCCAUGAUGUGCGCGCGUAUCAACGACACCGCAAACGCCCAGUCCUCAAAGUGAAUUGGCAAUUGCAUUAUUAUUAUUUUUUUUUUGAUUACCAACCGCCUCACACUUACAUUAAUCACCCACACACACACAGCCAGUCAUACACGCGACGCAUAGUGAAAAAUUGCAAUAAAAAAAAAAAAAAGCGUCUACAAGGAAAUAGCCGUGUGGGAAAAUCGAUAGAUUUUCAGCCGCCGUUUAAAUUGUGUUGGUUCCCAGCAUUAAUUCAUUGUGCUUUCAACGAUCUGUCGGUGUUUAGUUGAUAUUCUGAAAAAAUAUAUAAGUGUUUUUUUUUUACUGCUGGUGCAAAGUACGCUCUCCGAAAUUGGCAAGAGCGGUCAACCGGUGAAGAGAGGUGAACAUAAAACCAAAAAAAAAAAAAAGUGUAAAAACGGGGAGCCGAUGAGGAAAAAUUAGCAAAGCACUACAUUUAUAAAUAUAUGUAUAUUUCAUACAAAUAUCGCAAAUAUUAAUGAACCUGUGCUACUGCGGCGGCGGCGGCGGUGGCGGUGAUACAAACAACAACAACAACAACAGAGCGAAACAGCAUUGACAAAAAUUUCUAAUACGAAAAAAAAAAUACAAAAAUAAACCAAACAAAUCGGCGCCGCUGGCAACAAGAAGAGUAUCACCCUGGCCCAAAGGAACCCCAUCUCACACACGGGCGAGAGAGCCAGAGAGAGAGAGUGCUGGUGGUAACACGCGGGAGAGCGGCAAGAUUGAAAGAGAGCGACGAACGCAUCUUGAGACCGCGUCAUCGAUAUAUAUCUUCUAUAUCUUCAAUUGUUUACACGAGUUUGUAUAAUUUUCGCGGCAGCAGCGGCACACCCAACGGCCCAAAAGGGAACAAGGAAAACAGAGAGAGAGAGAGAGCAAGUGAGAGAGAAGCCCAAGAAGGAAAAACAGGCAACUUCCUUCUCCUCUUCUCCCCCCCUCCUGCUGGCACUUCCACUUCCUUCCUCCCACUCCCGGCUGGCAUGGAGAGCAUGAAAUGUCUGAGGCGGAAUCAGAGCUGAGAGUCUCAAAUGUUAGCAAAGUGGAAGAAUCCUAGUCCUAGACCAUUAUUGCGGAGAAGCCAGCCCAGGAUUAGCAGUGAUAGCCAGUGACUGGGUUAACUUCCAAACCGCAGGUAUAUUACUGGAAAAAAAGCUCAAAACCCGAAGGAUAUAAAAAGAAUAAGACUCUCAUCAUCUAAAAAAAACGAACGAAAAAUAAAAAAUAAAAAAUAAAAAAACGAACGAACGAACAAAAAGCCGCACACUUAAGAUAGAGAAGCCAUCCAGCCAGCCAGGAUUUGUAAUCCAGGAUGAACUCCACCACAAAGCAUCUGCUGCACUGCACACUGCUCAUCACUGUGAUAGUUACCUUCGAAGUAUUCUCCGGCGGUAUUAAGAUCGACGAGAACUCGUUCACGAUCGUCGAUCCAUGGACUGAAUACGGCCAGGUGGCCACAGUUCUGCUGUACUUACUCCGCUUUCUGACGCUCCUCACGCUGCCCCAGGUGCUGUUCAACUUUUGCGGCCUGGUCUUCUAUAAUGCCUUCCCCGAGAAGGUCGUCCUCAAGGGCAGCCCCCUCCUGGCGCCCUUCAUCUGCAUCCGGGUGGUAACUCGCGGUGAUUUUCCCGAUCUGGUCAAGACCAAUGUCCUGCGGAAUAUGAACACGUGUCUGGACACUGGGUUGGAGAAUUUCCUUAUUGAAGUGGUGACCGAUAAGGCGGUGAAUCUGGCGCAGCAUCGUCGCAUCCGUGAGAUCGUUGUCCCCAAAGAGUACAAGACGCGUACGGGCGCCCUCUUCAAGUCCCGGGCCCUGCAAUACUGCCUCGAGGAUAAGGUGAAUAUCCUGAACGACAACGAUUGGAUUGUCCAUCUGGAUGAGGAGACUGUGCUCACCAAGAACUCGGUGCGUGGCAUCAUUAACUUUGUCCUCGAUGGUAAGCAUCCCUUCGGUCAGGGUCUGAUCACGUACGCCAAUGAGAAUGUGGUCAACUGGCUGACGACGCUGGCGGAUAGCUUCCGGGUCUCCGAUGACAUGGGCAAGCUACGGCUACAGUUCAAGCUCUUCCACAAACCGCUCUUCAGCUGGAAGGGCAGCUAUGUGGUCACCCAGGUGGCAGCUGAACGUUCCGUGUCCUUUGACAAUGGCAUCGAUGGCUCUGUGGCCGAGGAUUGCUUCUUUGCGAUGCGCGCCUUCAGUCAGGGCUACACCUUCAACUUUAUCGACGGCGAGAUGUACGAGAAGUCCCCCUUCACCAUGCUGGACUUCCUCCAGCAACGGAAGCGUUGGCUCCAAGGCAUCCUGCUGGUGGUGCACUCCAAGAUGAUACCCUUCAAGCACAAGCUAUUGCUCGGCAUCAGUGUCUAUUCGUGGGUGACCAUGCCCUUCUCCACAUCGAACAUUAUAUUCGCUGCCGUGUAUCCGAUACCGUGUCCCAAUCUGGUGGACUUUCUGUGCGCCUUUAUAGCGGCCAUUAAUAUCUAUAUGUAUGUGUUUGGGGUGAUCAAGUCCUUUUCGUUAUAUCGCUUUGGAUUGUUCCGGUUUUUGGCCUGUGUCCUGGGUGCGGUGUGUACGAUACCGGUGAAUGUGGUGAUCGAGAAUGUGGCCGUCAUAUGGGGAUUAGUGGGCAAGAAGCACAAGUUCUAUGUUGUCCAAAAGGAUGUACGUGUACUGGAGACAGUCUAGAAGGAGAGUCAUCAUCAUGGAGAGCAUCAAGUCAUCAUUAUAGCCAUCGUAGCAUCCUCAGCAAAAAAAAAACCAAAAGAAACCAAAACAAGAAUGCAA